AUGGCAAAUCUACGCAUUGUCUCUCGGUUGUUCUCUCCCCUACGUCGCUCAACAUGCCUACAAGUCAUUCGCGCUUCCUCGCCAAUCAUAAAAACAACUACCCAGCCUUUCUCCUAUUCUGCGCGAGCACAGUCCCCUAAAUCAGGUACCUUGCUCGAAUUGGCCCAAGCCCGGCGCACCAUCUACCAGUUGGGCAGCGACAGCCCUGUUCCGGACGCCGAAAUUGAGAAGCUUGUCCAUGCUGCCAUUUCGAACGUCCCCAGUGCGUUCAAUACGCAGUCAACACGACUGCUGGUUCUGUUGCACCGCGAGCACGAGCGCCUGUGGGAUGUCAUUAUCGAUGUCUUCCAGAACCUUGUGAAAACGGGUGCUAUACCCAAAGAAGUCUGGGAGAAACAGACACUGCCGAAGCUGCAGGGAUUUCAAGCUGGUGUUGGAACGAUCCUCUUUUACGAAGAUCCAGAGCACAUAAAGCCCUUUUCGGAAAAGUUUGCUCUGUACAAGGACCAGUUUGAGCCGUGGGCUGAGCAUUCUAAUGCCAUGCACCAAUACUUUCUUUGGACCGGGCUCGAAUCUCUUGGUUUUGGCGCAAACCUGCAGCACUAUAAUCCUCUUAUUGACGCGCCGGUUGCUAAGCAAUGGGAUAUCCCAUCGGAGUGGAGACUUAUUGCGCAACUGGUGUUCGGUAGCCCUAAGGGAGCCCCCGGGGAGAAGAGCCAGAAGCCAAUUGAGGAUCGCGUCAAGAUCUACGGGAAACAGUAA
This is a messenger RNA of Aspergillus mulundensis, 762 nucleotides long. Its product is annotated as nitroreductase family protein. Gene Ontology annotation, biological process: cellular response to oxidative stress. The coding region runs from base 1 to 762 and encodes 253 amino acids. NCBI's taxonomy places the organism in Eukaryota, Fungi, Ascomycota, Eurotiomycetes, Eurotiales, Aspergillaceae. The record is from RefSeq and is a predicted model, not a curated record. The transcript is spliced from 3 exons.